Myxocyprinus asiaticus (Chinese sucker) is the source of this 2623-nucleotide messenger RNA. Its product is annotated as forkhead box protein B1-like. The coding region runs from base 643 to 1584 and encodes 313 amino acids. Gene Ontology annotation, molecular function: RNA polymerase II cis-regulatory region sequence-specific DNA binding; DNA-binding transcription factor activity, RNA polymerase II-specific. The record is from RefSeq and is a predicted model, not a curated record. Lineage: Eukaryota; Metazoa; Chordata; Actinopteri; Cypriniformes; Catostomidae. Gene Ontology annotation, biological process: cell differentiation; regulation of transcription by RNA polymerase II; anatomical structure morphogenesis. The transcript has a single exon.
GGUGCCAUCGCAGUUCAAUUCCGGUUGCCGAGUCUUUUCACCCCUUUGCUCUGUCUUCAAAUGGAAAUGAUUUCUAUUGGCCCAAGGUGUCCAUGUAAAUAGGUGUAAAUGAAACCAGAUUAUGCCUUUCUCCCAGCCCCCCUCCUCCCAAGGCGAUUGUCAUGUGAUAGCAAAGAAGUGGCACUUUAAUGAAGCGCCUCUACAGGGGUCUUUUCUGCCCAUGUAGCCACAUAAAACUAUCAGAUGGUUAGAGGAAGGACAUGGAGGCAGCCACUUAGCUCGUCUUAUCAAGAGAGAGAGAGAGAGAGAGAGAGAGAGAGAGAGAGAGAGAGAGAGAGAGAGAGAGAGAGAGAAAGAGAAAAAGGGAUUGGAUCCAUUCGAGCUGGCCUGGGAAGGAGGAAGCUCCACUUCUGCUUUGAGAUCAUCAUUUUAUAGGACGAGCCUUGGCGUUCCUUCACAUAAACUGAGGAUCGCGCAUCAACAUACUGAACUUUCAUCCCACUGAAACUUGGGCGGGCUGCAUAGCUAUACAGUAAACCCGGAUCACUUUUUAUUUCAUGACCUUUUGAAGAAUUGUGCAAUACUUCUGCUGGACACGCAAAAAGAUUUCCCACUGAAUUUCCACAACAGAUUUUGGGGAGGAUGCCUAGACCUGGGAGAAACACUUAUAGCGACCAGAAACCUCCGUACUCCUACAUUUCGCUCACCGCUAUGGCUAUCCAGAGUUGUCCGGAGAAGAUGCUUCCUCUUAGCGAAAUUUACAAGUUCAUUAUGGAUCGCUUUCCGUACUACCGAGAGAACACUCAGCGCUGGCAAAAUUCCCUUCGCCACAACUUGUCCUUCAAUGACUGUUUCAUUAAAAUCCCCCGCCGCCCGGACCAGCCAGGCAAGGGCAGCUUCUGGGCUCUCCAUCCCAGCUGCGGAGACAUGUUCGAGAACGGAAGUUUUCUGAGACGCCGCAAACGCUUCAAGGUGAUGAUGACAGCAGACCACCUGGCACCCAGCAAGCCCUCGGACGCUGCCCACUACCUACAGCAGCAUGCCAAGCUGAGGCUCAGCGCCAUGGCAGCGACGGGCACCCAUCUUCCCCAGAUGUCCGGCUACAACUUGGGAGUGUCCCAGCCGUCCACGUUCAAGCACCCCUUCGCCAUCGAGAACAUCAUCGCCCGAGAAUACAAAGUGCCAGGGGGACUGGCGUUCUCCACCAUGCAGUCCAUGUCCGCCGGGUAUCCUCUGCACAACCAGCUGACCACGGCUUGGCCCCACAUGUACAGCACUAGCAUGAUCGACAGCGCGACGUCCAUCUCAAUGACCAGCAGUGAUUACAGUGCCUACGGUGUGCCCAUCAAGUCCCUGUGCCACGGGGGACAGACCUUACCGGCGAUCCCCGUCCCGAUCAAGCCGACCCCGGCGUCGGUGCCCGGCCUGACGGCUCUGCCGCACCACAUUCCCGCUUUCCUGACGAACUCUCCCCAGUCGCUGAGCCCGACGUCCCCGCAGACAGCGACCAGCCAAAGCAGCCCUGCCACCCCGAGCGAGACUCUGAUGAGUCCCUCAACCCUCGUGUCGGUCGCUGUGCACUGACACGAACAGGUGUCGUUGCGUGAGAACUAGGCCUCUUGGUCAACUCCUACUCCAAAGUUGAAUUUGAAUUAUAGACCCUGAAAACGUCUGCCGAAACAAACAAACAAACAAGCAAAACAAAAAAAAAAAAAAAACUCGCUAUACAAUCAAGGCAAGAGCUAUCUAUGUUGCGGUGAUGUUAAUUUAUGUGUAUGUGUUACAAAUUUUAAGUGUUGCUUUUGAUGAUUCUAAUCACAUGGAUCGAACACGGAUAUAUUUUAAAAGUGUCAUUGUUUUUCCAAAAUAUCUGAGAGUUUCUUUUCAGUUGAACUAUCCAGAAUUUAAGUGUUUAUUUAAUUGGUUGACUGUUGACAAAUUCCAAGCAAGCACUGCAAUCUGCGACAUGUCUGAGUUGCACAAGGCAAGUGCCAGUGCUUUGACAGGUUGUUGCCUAUUCAGACAAUUUACAGUUUUUGUAAACAAUUGUUGGUUUUCAGUUUGAAUCACAUUUGCCAAAUGUGCUGAAAGAUAUUAAACUUCCAUUCUAACAACAGCUGAAAACAAAAGCAUCUAGACGGCUUGAAAUGCUCUCUAUUUUAACUUUCUUGACAAGUAAAUUGUGUCUCAGUCUGCAUACCAAAUACACACACACACACGCACACACACACACACACACACACACACACUGACAGUAUCUGCUACAGUAUCGAACUUGAAAAUGAAAAUACAUUUUAAGGAUACGUUCAUCGCUAAAGGCGACGUAAAUAUGUGAAUAAUUGCAAAUAUGUGAUAUUGAAUUGUGUAAAAUGCACUUUUUAGUUAGAUGUUUUACAUUUUCUCGAUUUUGCAGGAAAUGUUUUGUGAGCGUUUAAUUUAAAGCCGUGGUGACCUUGUGUAUUAAAUGCCGUACAUUUGUACUUUUUGUUCAGAAAUAUGAAGCAUGCCUUUUCCAGACUUUGUGUUGUUUUGCUGCAAGCAUGCGUGCUUUUGAAAGCUGUGCAAAACGUCUGCAUUAAAUUAUAAACUUGGUCAUCAGAAUAUUUUUUCAUUAAAAUGGUGU